GACUAAAAGAGAGUAAGGCAGGAAGGCAGACAAAAGAUCCCGCAAGGAGUUCUGCCGCCCACCUUAAUGAAAAUUGUGAUAUUUUUUAAAAAACCCCAACAACAACAAGUUAAUUUUGUUAAAUACUUCAAAGAAUAUUUGCUUCGUUUUUAUACUCUACUAAUAAUAAAUUGCCUACAAAUGAAGAUGGAGGUGUUAUCCGUACAAAAUCAAUAUCCUGCUCAUUUUGCUCUAGCUACAGAUUGGAAGAGUCAACUCACAUUGUCCACACCCACACAAGGAGGUUCGUUGAAAUCUCAACCCUCCUAUAAAUUUACAACACCCUUUAAGCCACACCAUCACAUCAAUCAUUCACACCAUGGCAAUAUUAAUAGCAGCAGCAACAACAAUAAUAGCAGUAGCAUCAACUAUAACUUUAGCAAUAACAAACAGCAACAACAGCAGCAGCAACAACAACAUAAAACAAACAACACCUCCAACUCCUCAAACAAAUUGAACUGUGAUAAUACUACCACCACCAACAACACAACAACUAACAAUACAACAACAGCUUUGCAAACAGCCGCUGUCCAGGAGCUAUCGCUGCGCCUUUUGGAAGAGUUACGUGCGGCCAAAUCACGCCAUUUGGCCUGCACUGAAGUAUCGCUACCCUGUGAUCUCACGCCACGCAUAGCGUUGGAAAUUUUACGUCUGGCCCGUGAAGAAACUCACGGUCUACGCGAAUGCACCAUUUAUAUUGAAUUCGAAGACGAACCGAACAAUUCACGGCGCAUUGCCACCCUUGAUCUCAAUCAACAGCGUUAUGGUGUUGAUGCUCAGGCCUAUGAGAUCUAUGUGACACUGCGUCAGGAUCAUCGAGGCUGGACAUCGUUGCUGCCACAAUUUAUGAAGAAUUUAUCGCGCACCAUAACAAUAAGUCCCGACUUUAGUAUAACCAAACAUAAGCCAUACUCCAAGAGUUUGUGUUAGACACACACACACACACAACCACAGUGAUAAUCAAAUCUAACACUGGAUUAUAAACGAUAUAUAUGUAUGUAUGUGUAGAAGA
This is a messenger RNA of Musca vetustissima, 1051 nucleotides long. RefSeq names its product protein scylla-like. The coding region runs from base 67 to 969 and encodes 300 amino acids. The transcript is spliced from 2 exons. Gene Ontology annotation, biological process: regulation of TOR signaling; negative regulation of signal transduction; apoptotic process. The record is from RefSeq and is a predicted model, not a curated record. Gene Ontology annotation, cellular component: cytoplasm. Lineage: Eukaryota; Metazoa; Arthropoda; Insecta; Diptera; Muscidae.